Messenger RNA from Trachymyrmex cornetzi, 742 nucleotides. RefSeq names its product U3 small nucleolar ribonucleoprotein protein IMP3. NCBI's taxonomy places the organism in Eukaryota, Metazoa, Arthropoda, Insecta, Hymenoptera, Formicidae. Gene Ontology annotation, cellular component: Mpp10 complex; small-subunit processome. The transcript is spliced from 4 exons. Gene Ontology annotation, molecular function: snoRNA binding; rRNA binding. The coding region runs from base 142 to 690 and encodes 182 amino acids. The record is from RefSeq and is a predicted model, not a curated record. Gene Ontology annotation, biological process: rRNA processing; ribosomal small subunit biogenesis.
GCACACGGUGAUACUCAACUAGUAUUUUCUGUGUGUAGGGGCGAUUGCGUGGACGCGAGUAAACUUUAGGUUGAGCACAACUGCAGUCGGAGAACGUCCUUAAGUAAAAAAGAAGAAAUUCUCAAUCUAUCGACGAUCACGAUGGUUCGAAAACUAAAGUAUCACGAGCAGAAAUUGCUGAGAAAAGUAGAUUUUCUGUCUUGGCAGGUUGACAACAAUCUCCAUGAGGUUAAAAUCUUGAAACGUUAUUGCAUUCAGAGAAGAUCAGAUUAUACGAUAUACAACAAACUAUCACGAGAUAUACGAGAGUUAGGUAGGAAGAUUAAGGAAGUCGAGCCUGAUCAUUCCUUUCGUAUUGAGCAAAGUGCCGUAUUGUUGGAGAAGCUAUAUUUAAUGGGCCUGAUUUCCACCAAAUGGGACUUGUCGCAGACACAGAAAGUAACCGCCAGUUGCUUCUGCAGACGAAGACUCCCGGUCAUUAUGGUGCGUAACAAGAUGAGUCAGACAAUACCCAUGGCGACAAAAUUGAUAGAACAGGGUCAUGUCCGAGUUGGAGUAGAAGUUGUAAAAGACCCAGCGUUUUUGGUAACAAGAAAUUUAGAGGACUUUGUAACAUGGGUAGACACAUCUGCUAUUAAGAAACAUGUAUUGGAAUACAAUAACGAGAGAGAUGAUUUUGAUAUAGUGUGAUCAACUGAAUUUUCUUGUUUUUUUUUACAAAAAAAGACUGUUGGUAUGCAAC